AUGUUUGGACUCUCACCAUCAACAUUUUAUCAUCCAUCAUUUAUGUAUUUACCAUCACAAGAUAUGACUAAAACACAUCUUUUAUCAAAUACAUCUGAUGGCAAACGAAAACAUUUUGCAAAAAGUCAGCCUACAAAUAAGAAAUUUUCUAGCAAUAAUUGCGAUCGUCCGGUGAAGAAAUGUUCCUUCGAUAUUGAAUCACUGUUAGAAUUAAAAACUAAAGAUGCUCAAAUAUCAAAUCGAAGUUACAAUGAAGAUACUGAAGAUGGAUCAAGUGAUGAUGGUCAUACAUCAUAUCGCAGCCCGCCAAUAUCAUCCUAUGCUUUAUUCAAUCAACUCAAAACACUUGACAUGACACCACAUAAUAAUAAAAGUGACCCUACACUUUCAUCAUCAUCUGAAUCCGAUCACUCUCCAUAUCGACUAACAUCAAGUAAACACUUGAGUAGUUCUCGUCAUGGAAUAAGUCAUAAAAUCAAGCCAAAACGUAUUCGUACAAUUUUUACACCUGAACAACUUGAAAGACUUGAAUCGGAAUUUGAUAAACAACAGUAUAUGGUUGGAAAUGAAAGAUUCUAUUUAGCAACAACGCUUGAUUUAACUGAAGCACAAGUCAAAGUUUGGUUUCAAAAUCGUCGUAUUAAGUGGCGUCGGCAAACAUUAGAUGAUCAUCAACAACGAUUAACAUCGAUUACUGGUCAAACGCCAACAACAAUGGCUGACGAACAUAAUCAUUCAGACAAUGAUGAAUAA
Molecule: messenger RNA, 753 nt
Organism: Rotaria socialis
Lineage: Eukaryota; Metazoa; Rotifera; Eurotatoria; Philodinida; Philodinidae
Source: the annotation of a GenBank genome assembly